CCGGAAAACAGACCAUUUUUCUAGAUUCACCCUCAGACCAAACUAACAAUUUCCUCUGGAUGAGUCCAGCUACAGGAGAUAAAAGUGGAAUACUAUAACACUGCUGCUCAUACCUGCUGACACUGCACACAUUGAAUCUUUACUCAAAAACUAAAUGGCUUCUGUGUCCGAGGAGGAUCUCUGCUGUCCGGUCUGUCAAGAGGUCUUUAGUGAUCCUGUUGUUCUCACAUGUAGCCACAGCUUCUGUAGAGGCUGUCUGAAUAGCUGGUGGGAAGAGAAACAAACACCAGAAUGUCCAAUUUGUAAGAGAAGAUCUUCAAGAGAAUAUCCAACGUGUAACCUGGUGUUAAAGAACCUUUGUGAGGCCCUUUUACAGGCAAGAGAUCAGAGAUCUGCAGAGGUUCUCUGCACUUUGCACACUGAGAAACUCAAACUCUUCUGUCUGGACCAUCAGCAGCCAGUGUGUGUUGUCUGCAGAGACUCAGAAAAACACACCGACCACAGAUUCAGACCCAUUGAUGAAGCUGUACGGCAACAGAAGAAGGAGCUUAAGGAAGCUCUGGAGCCCAUAAAAGAGAAGUUAAAGGGUUUUGAACAAGCUAAAGUGAGGUUCGCUCGAAAAGCAGAACACAUUAAGGUCCAGGCCUGGCACACAGAGAGGCAGAUUCAGGAGCAGUUUAAGAAGCUUCACCAGUUUCUAGAAGAGGAAGAGGAGGCCAGGAUCACUGCAUUGAGGGAGGAGGAGGAGCAGAAGAGUCAGACGCUGAAUGAGAGGCUGGAUGUUCUGAGCAGAGAGAUAGCAGGUCUUUCGGACACAGUCAGAGUCACAGAGGAGGAGCUGAGAGCAGAAGCCGUCUCAUUCCUGCAAAAAUACAAUGCUGCAAUGGAAAGAGUCCAGGAGCGCACCCUGCUGGAUGUGCCACAGCUGCUCCCAGAAGCUCUGCUAGAUGAGGCCAAACACCUGGGAAACCUGACCUUCAACAUCUGGAAAAAGAUGAAGGACAUUGUCUCCUACACUCCUGUGGUUCUGGACGCAAACACUGCUGAUCCAAGACUCAUCCUGUCUGAAGAUCUGACCAGUGUGAGAGAAGGAGAGAGACAGCAGCUUCCUGUCAAUCCAGAGAGGUUUGAUUAUUACCGCCUUGUCCUGGGUUCGGAGGGCUUCAACUCAGGGACUCACAGCUGGGAUGUCGAGGUUGGAGAGAGUGCAUUGUGGGAAGUGGGUGUGUUAUCAGAGUCUGUCCAGAGGAAGGGAGUCAUACAGUCUGGAUUUUGGGGAAUAUGGUGCUGUAGAGGUGAAUUCUCAUCAUGGUCACCAGAUUCAUCCAGUGAGCUCCCAAUGCAGAAGAAGCUCCAGAGGAUCAGAGUGAAUCUGGACUGGAACAGAGGAAAGCUCUCGUUCUCCGAUCCUAAUACCAACACGCAUAUACACACCUUCACACACACUUUCACUGAGAAGCUGUUUCCAUAUAUUGACACUUGGGAUGAAGUCCCAGUGAAGAUCUUACCACUGAAGAUCUCUGUGACAGUGGAACAGAGCAGUUAAAGAUAAAGAGGCUGAUUAAAAUUAUUAUUGUAUUUAUUUCCUAAAGGGAAAAGUCAAUGACUUUAACCUCUUAAACUACACCUGUCCUCCUGCUUUCUCAUUAUACCAAAGGUAUGUUUAGUUUUCUUUUAGUUCUCACUGUUUUUUAUUUUUGUUUUGUUCUUUAGUAGUGUAAGAAUUUGCUUUUUCUUUCUAUUGUUGAUCUUUUCAUAUGUGUGAAAUGAUUUCGCUCAUUUUCUGAUCUUUAUAUUUGGAUUGUUUAGCGUUUUUAUUGUUAUGUUAUUCUUACUAUGUCAUUUUAAGUUAUUA
Messenger RNA from Xiphias gladius (swordfish), 1855 nucleotides. Its product is annotated as nuclear factor 7, brain-like. Lineage: Eukaryota; Metazoa; Chordata; Actinopteri; Istiophoriformes; Xiphiidae. The transcript has 2 exons. The record is from RefSeq and is a predicted model, not a curated record. The coding region runs from base 155 to 1546 and encodes 463 amino acids. Gene Ontology annotation, molecular function: protein binding; zinc ion binding.